AGGGCCGUUUCUCCCAAGAAGAUUUCCAGGCCCCUCUGGGCCAUGAAGAGGCCUAAAUUUAGCCAGCACACAAGAGGCUGGCUUGGAGCCCAGGGACAUCGGGCCUUAUAAAGCGCUGGCAGUCGGGGCCCGGCACGCUUCCCUGGAGGCCUGCACCCACACAUUUCUCCAGUCCAGCCCCUGCCUGGACAGGGGCUCUGCUGCCUGUGGAUGAGCCACCGGACCUCCUCCGCCUUCAGAGCGGAGAGAAGCUUCCAUUCUUCCUCCUCCUCCUCCUCUUCCUCUUCUUCUUCGGCCUCCCGUGCCCUCCCGACCCAGGACCCACCCAUGGAGAAGGCUUUGAGCAUGUUUUCGGAGGAUUUCGGCAGCUUCAUGAGGCCCCACUCUGAGUCCCUGGCCUUCCCAGCCCGUCCCGGGGGACAAGGCAACAUCAAAACCCUCGGGGAUGCCUAUGAGUUUACAGUGGACAUGAGAGACUUUUCCCCUGAAGAUAUUAUUGUCACCACCUCCAACAACCACAUCGAGGUGCGGGCUGAGAAGCUGGCUGCUGAUGGCACAGUCAUGAACACCUUUGCUCACAAAUGCCAACUACCAGAGGAUGUGGACCCUACAUCGGUGACCUCGGCCCUUCGAGAGGAUGGUAGCCUCACUAUCCGGGCACGGCGUCACCCACACACGGAACAUGUCCAGCAGACCUUCCGGACGGAGAUAAAAAUCUGAGGGUCUCCCUACCCUUGCUCUCCCCCCAUCUCCUCCUCAACUGGCCUGCUGGUGAGGUCAUCCUGACCCCUGACAAUGGCCCCCAGAACAUCUCAGUGUAGGUCCUAGUCACUCCACACACUCUUAGGCCCCAGGUGGGUCACACACAUGCACCCCAAACUAGGACCCUCCUUCCCACCCAGGGCAGUCCCAGGACCCUCUUGCCCUCACCCAGAUGGGACUUCCCUAUCUUAGUUCACAGUAGAGGAGUUGAGGUAUCAACUUGGGGAGAAAGAUGGGGACUGAGCCUCUGAGCAAAAGUUCAAAGGACAGAGAGACAUCAACAGCAUCUCUGCAGGGCAGGGGACCAGGGACCCUCCCAGCAAGUGAAAUAUAAGAGUUGGCCACAAGCAGAGCUGCUGGCCUUGGUGGACUGCCUCAGGCAAGCCAGAGAGAUAACCAUGACUGUCACCUCCCUGGGGCUGCAACUCUCCAAGCCUCAAACCCAGGGCUACCUGUCACUCUGGGCCCCUGUCAGCUACCUGUGCCAGGCAAGGACGCCUAUACCCCGGUGUUUGUUAAAAAGGCAUGAGGCUCCUAUCUCCAGCAACCGGUACCUUAGAUCACUCCCUUUCACAAGAGCCCUAGGCUCCUGGGUGGUUCCCCCUGCAGAGAGGGUCCCCUCCGGAAGUGGGAGCAAGAGCAGUCACGGGACUUACUAAUCCACGAAUCCACACACACACACACACACACACACACACACACACACACACACGCCAUUGUCCUAGCCCUUAAAUACUCAUUCCCAUUGGUUGACGCCCAAUUCAAAACGCUCUGGAACUAGAUUUAGCUCUGUUUUCAUCUACGGGGAUGUCGCAUCUCUGAGCAAGUCGGAUGCUCGGUUUGGUGGCUGAAGGUUGACUCUGCCAGCUGCUCACCUCUGUGCACUGGGGAGAGCUGCCCUGACUCCAACUCUUUAGAGCCACACGCCCUGCCUCCCACGUCUCACGACGGCACAGGGUGGCCACAGGGUAGAAGAGCCCCAACCCAGGUCCCUUCUGCCCUCCCAGUCCAGGGCAAAGACCCUUGUCAGCCCUAACCCUGGAGGACCAGGGCUC
Peromyscus eremicus (cactus mouse) is the source of this 1817-nucleotide messenger RNA. It is a transcript of the gene Hspb7, whose product is annotated as heat shock protein family B (small) member 7. Gene Ontology annotation, cellular component: nucleus; cytoplasm. Gene Ontology annotation, biological process: heart development. The transcript has 3 exons. The record is from RefSeq and is a predicted model, not a curated record. NCBI's taxonomy places the organism in Eukaryota, Metazoa, Chordata, Mammalia, Rodentia, Cricetidae. The coding region runs from base 211 to 720 and encodes 169 amino acids.